Molecule: messenger RNA, 885 nt
Organism: Haemonchus placei
Lineage: Eukaryota; Metazoa; Nematoda; Chromadorea; Rhabditida; Trichostrongylidae
Source: the annotation of a GenBank genome assembly
AUGCAAUUUGAAGACGUCUUUGGAUUAGAUGACAUCUUGCAGCCAUCUUGUCAUUACCAGGUGACACGAGACCGAUGUGUGGUAACAGGUCGUGAAGAUGCCAAAUAUCUGUACGAAACAGCGUUGGCUGAUUCUGGACGAGUUCGAUUCGACUUAAACAAGGGAUUCGAUACGUUCGAAGAAAAGGAAGGUGACGAACGCCUCGAUGUGCUGUUGGACUGGAUCGCUACGCAGGCACCACGUGGUGGCCCAUUGAAAAAGAAAUAUUUUGCUCUCUUUAGAAAAGAAUCGAUGACGCAAAGAGACAAGAUGAUGUCAUAUUGGGGAUUCAAGUUCGAGCAAUAUAUGACAGUUACUGAGAAAGCCGGUGUGCCAAAUGUUGGUGAACCGGUGACCUGUCGAGAAGAAUUUGCAAUGGUUGUCAAAUCCACUCUUGCCGCUACAUCUGGACGUCCUCUACGGUUGGUUUAUAGCGGAGAAGUGGAUGCCAUCAAUAAAGAUGGAGAUCCAGUAGAGCUGAAGACUCAACGACAUGCUCUGGAAGGUACCUUUUGGAAGCAAAAAAGCAUGAAAUGGUGGUUGCAGUCAUUCCUUCUCGGAAUUCGUGAUAUAAUUGUUGGAUAUCGCGAUGAUGACGGAAUCGUGAAGAAGGUUGGGUUUGCACAUACGGAUGAGUUACCAAAAAGAGGUGAAUGGUCUGGAAAUGUCUGUAUGAAUCUGCUGUCUAAUGUGUUGACAUCGCUUCGUGAUUUACUGGAAGUAGAUGGCGAAGCGUGUCUGGUCCGUUAUGAACAGAAUCGCGACGAAAUUACGAUUCAUUCCGUGCCUCUUCCUGACAUCGACUUCUUCACGUAUGCCUUUCGAGUCCAUUUCAAUUUGGAAUAG